UUAUGUAGUCUGUAGCCACGCUUUCUCGGAAAAUGAAACUGCGUACAUGGAGACGAAAGAAAUUUAGGCCCAAAGUGCCGGAAAUUAAAAUGCAUACAGAAACUUUCGACAAUGGCUGAACCUCCCAAUCAUAUGCAGAACCCACAAGUGAACGAUAUUCUUUCGGCGGCCUUAGGGCAAAGUGGCCUAACAUUUACAGAGACUGAGGAAGAUGAUGUCCAAGAUGUGUUUGCCGCGCUAUCUGCUGAUGGCGACUUUCCGUCGUACAUGCAGCGACAAAACUCAGUUCGAAGUAGCAUACCAGCUGGAAGAACAGCUUCAAGGACUAACAAAAUUGAUACUUCAGGGCAUUUACAAAGUGACCUUGAUGAUAUUAUGGACUUGAUAAAUAGUGAUUCUGUGGGACAUCAGGAGGAAAGUUUUUCAGGUUUCACCCAUAAUUCAGUACCGGUCCCAUCAGUACCACUUGUUCAACAGCAGAAAGUAUACACAAAUAACGAAAGUACUAGCUUUGCUCUAUCCGGACUGCUUAAAAUGCCAGCCGUUUCAAAAAGUGAGCAGUUUGUUGAAUACCAAAGUAAAGAAAUUGCAAAUUUAGUCGACUCCCUAAAGGAAUCAUCAGCUGGACUGUUACAUCAAAGCUCCAGCACGCUUCAAACUUCGAGAAUUCAGUUUCCUGGUAACAAGGAAGUUCCUGGCCUUAAAAACAUCCUUGCUUUGCAAAGAAACAAAGAUGUAUUGGGAUUGCAAUUUGCAAGAAAGGUUGAAGUAAAUCAUGUUGAUGCAGAGCAACAGGAGGAAAUUGAAGAAGAGGAGGAGGAGCUGGGGUACACUGAUACAUUUGCAGAUUAUAUGCCUUCAAAAGUUAAAAUUGGAAAGAAGCAUCCUGAUCCAGUAGUCGAAACAAGUUCUAUGGCAAGUGUUUCACCACCAGAUGUUUGGUACAAAUUAAGUUUGCCAUCAGAGAUUAUUGAAGGAAGUUUCCUCUCUGCAUUACAACUGGAAGCAGUCAUUUAUGCAUGCCAACAACAUGAACAUCUCUUGCCUGAUGGAAAAAGAGCUGGUUUUUUGAUUGGUGAUGGUGCAGGAGUUGGAAAAGGAAGGACAGUAGCAGGAAUAAUAUAUGAAAACUAUUUGCUGGGUAGAAAAAGAGCUAUCUGGCUAAGUGUUUCUAAUGAUCUGCGCUAUGACGCAGAAAGGGACCUUCGUGAUAUUGGAUGCAAUAUAUCCGUGCAUGCAUUGAACAAGUUCAAAUAUGACGAAAAGAUAUCUUCUCGAGCAAAUGGAAAAGUCAAGAAAGGAAUUGUGUUUUCGACAUACUCCUCGCUUAUUGGUGAAACGCAAGGAAAGGCUCGCUUUAAAACGAGGCUGAGUCAGUUGUUACAUUGGUGUGGAGAAGACUACAAUGGAGUCAUAAUUCUAGACGAGUGCCACAAAGCAAAGAAUUUAGUACCAACCGGCUCCGGUAAACCCACCAAGACUGGUCUUACUGUUCUCCAGCUGCAGGAUAGGCUACCCAAAGCAAGAGUCGUCUAUUGCAGUGCGACAGGUGCCUCGGAACCCAAAAACAUGGCGUAUAUGAAUCGCCUAGGCAUUUGGGGUGCUGGCACUCCAUUUAGAGAAUUUGGUGAUUUCAUUCAGUCUGUGGAGAAGAGAGGGGUCGGUGCAAUGGAACUAGUAGCUAUGGAAAUGAAGCAUCGUGGCAUGUACAUUGCUCGUCAGCUAAGCUUUGCUGGCACUUCCUUUGAUGUCCGGGAGAUACCUUUAAGCGACCAAUUUAUAGACAUGUAUAAUGCGUCUGUCAAACUGUGGGCAGACGCUAGAGAGAAAUUCGAGAAAGCAGCUGAUCUAAUAUCUCUAGAUGGCCAUGUUAGAAAAACGGUUUGGGGACAGUUUUGGUCAGCUCAUCAGCGAUUCUUCAAAUACCUUUGUAUCGCUGCAAAAGUAAAGAAAGUUGUGUCCAUAGCAAAGGACGCUAUCAGGGAUGGAAAGUGUAUAGUAAUUGGCUUGCAGUCAACUGGAGAAGCUAGGACGCAAGAACAAGUCGACGACCUGGCUGGGGACCUAAACGAUUUUAUAUCAACCGCAAAGGGAGUUUUAAGUGGGCUUAUCGAGAAGCAUUUCCCUGUUUCUGGUUCAAAGUUUACGGAUCGAUCUUCUGAUUUUGGUUGGAAUGCAGAUGGUUUUGGGAACACAGGCAAAAGAAAACGAGGUUGGAGAGAAAACAUUCACAAAAAGAGAAAACUAGAAGAGACAGAAAGUGUUUUCGAUUCAGAUUCAGAAAACGCAACGGACAGUUUUGUGGACGUUGAAGAAGCCUCUUUGGACAAAGUUAAUGAUUCCGACGAGGAUAAUGAUAGUCAGGUUGCUGCUUCGUCCUCAGAAUCGAACUCUGAUACUGAUGAAGAUAAUUGGCUUAAAGCAUUUUCUGACGAACCAAAGUCGAAUAAAAAGAAGACAAAGAAAAAGAAGUUGGACAAGAACAGCAGUGCAUCAGAAGAUAGUCUGAGUGUGCUCAAUGCAGCUGGGUUAUUUGGCAAGCAGUUCUCUUGGGCUGAUGCCUCAAGUGGCAGUGAUGCGCUCAAAAGCAACCGACUCAAGAAGGCGAAUUCAUCUCAGCAACUGACUAAACAGAUAUCGCUAAACCAAAACAUAUCUGCAUCAUUGUCAGCUGCUGAGCAGUGUUCACUCAUGAAGAACGAACUUCUAGAGAAACUAGAUGUUCUAGCACCGUUUCUACCUCCCAACACAUUGGACGAGCUAAUUGAUGAGCUGGGAGGGCCUGACCGUGUUGCAGAGAUGACUGGUAGAAAGAAUCGCGUAUUGCUGCGAGAUGAUGGGCGUUUCAUUUAUGAGUCAAGGUCCAAAGACGAUGUUCCCUUGGAAAUGCUCAACAUUGCUGAGAAAGAUCGAUUCAUGAGUGGAGGAAAGUUUGUGGCAAUAAUUUCUGAAGCUGCAAGUUCAGGAAUUUCGUUACACGCUGACAGGCGGGCCAAGAAUCAAAGGAGACGAAUUCACAUCACGCUGGAGCUUCCGUGGAGUGCUGACAAGGCUAUCCAGCAAUUUGGUCGUUCGCAUCGUUCAAAUCAAGUCUCUGCUCCGGAAUAUUUGUUCCUUAUAUCCGAACUUGCAGGGGAAAGGCGAUUCGCAUCAAUUGUGGCAAAAAGACUAGAAAGUUUGGGUGCAUUGACUCAUGGUGACAGACGAGCUACUGAGUCCAGAGACCUGAGUUGUUUUAAUUUUGAUACGAAGUAUGGAAGAACUGCUCUAGAGGUUACAUUAAAAUCUGUCUUGGGGCUUGAAAAGUCGUUAGCUCCGUAUCCUUUAGAUUACGAAGGAGACUUCUUAGAAGACACUAAAGAUGGUCUUAUUGGUGUUGGAGUAUUUUUACGUGGACCACAAAACUCAAUAACAUUCACAGAAAAAGAUUAUUCGAAAGUUUCCAGAUUCUUAAACCGGAUACUUGGCUUAAAUGUAGGCAUACAAAAUGCAUUGUUUUCGUAUUUCAUUGACACGAUGAACAAUAUUAUCAAAGAAGCCAAGAAGCGGGGAAGUUGGGAUGAGGGCAUUGUUGAUCUUGGCUCUCAAGGUGAAUCUGUGAAGAAGCUUGAUGUGAAAACAUUUGUGUCCUCGUCCUCUUCUGGACAAGUGUCAAAUGAGCUGAUAACGGUAAGCGUUGAAAGAGGACUGCCAUGGCAUCGUGUAUACGAUAUUUUUCUAAGCUGCUCAUACCAAGAAGAAGGCUUCUAUCAGACAAACACAACACGUCUUGGAAAAAGGACUGUUGUUCUUGUGAAAAGAGCCCCAGUUACUUCUAAGAAAAAGCUUUACACGUUGUACCGCCCAAAUAUCGGCAUGCAACCCAAACAAGAACAGCUAUCAGAUAUACAAAGGAAGUUUGAAAAGAUACACGAUGUUGAAGCAGAGCACUUGUGGAAAGACCAAUACCAAUUUUCUGAAAGCCAUUGCUCUCAUGCUUACUGGCAAGGGAAAUGUAAAAAGAAGGAGCUAGGCCUUGGUUGUGAGGUUGGAAUGAGGAGGAAGACUGUAUAUGUACUUGCUGGUUCUGUACUUAGUAUAUGGACAAAAAUCGGAGUAAUCCUCUCAAAUCAGUCAGGCUCGAGCGGAAAAAUGCAGAUAAUCAGAGUCAGGCUUGAUGAUGGAACUAAAAUUGUUGGUGUACUGAUUCCAAGUAAUCAAGUUCAGGUGCUAAUUCGGACACUUUCUGGUUCACAAAAUGACCCAUGCAGCAUUCUUGAUCUCUUGUAAAGCAAUUUCAGCUGCAUUUAGGUGAUUUGUAUGUUUCCAUGUAAAUUUCUACUAUGUUUUUUGUGAGACAUGUUUGGUUAUUAAUUGCAAUUUACAUCCAGAA
Messenger RNA from Rhopilema esculentum, 4372 nucleotides. RefSeq names its product protein strawberry notch homolog 1. Gene Ontology annotation, cellular component: nucleus. The record is from RefSeq and is a predicted model, not a curated record. Gene Ontology annotation, biological process: regulation of DNA-templated transcription. Gene Ontology annotation, molecular function: histone binding; chromatin DNA binding. NCBI's taxonomy places the organism in Eukaryota, Metazoa, Cnidaria, Scyphozoa, Rhizostomeae, Rhizostomatidae.